This is a messenger RNA of Trifolium pratense (red clover), 843 nucleotides long. RefSeq names its product maturase K-like. The record is from RefSeq and is a predicted model, not a curated record. Gene Ontology annotation, biological process: mRNA processing. NCBI's taxonomy places the organism in Eukaryota, Viridiplantae, Streptophyta, Magnoliopsida, Fabales, Fabaceae. Gene Ontology annotation, cellular component: chloroplast.
UAUGGACUUGGUUAUAGUCAUAAUUGGAGUAGAUCCAUUUUUGUGGAAAAUGGGGGUUAUGACAAUAAAUAUAGUUUACUAAAUGUAAAACGUUUAAUUACUCGAAUGUAUCAACAUAAUCAUUUAAUCAUUUCGGUUAAUGAUUCUCCCAAAAAUCCAUUUUGGGGAUAUAAUAAGAAUUUGGAUUCUCAAAUAAUAUCAGAGGGUUUUGCCAUCGUCGUGGAAAUUCCAUUUUUCCUACAAUUAAGCUCUUCCUUAGAGGAGGCAGAAAUCAUAAAAUCUUAUAAAAAUGUGAGAUCAAUUCAUUCCAUUUUUCCCUUUUUCGAGGAUAAAUUUACAUUUUUAAAUUAUGUCUCAGAUAUAAGAAUACCCUAUCCUAUCCAUCUGGAAAUCUUAGUUCAAAUCAUUCGAUACUAGGUGAAUGAUGCCCCUUUUUUUCAUUUAUUACGGUUAUUUCUUUAUCAUUUUAGUAAUUGGAAUCGUUUUAUUACUACCAAAAAAUCGAUUUCUACUUUUUCAAAAAGUAAUCCAAGAUUAUUCUUGUUCCUCUAUAAUUUUUAUGUACGUGAAUAUGAAUCUAUCUUCCUUUUUCUACGUAAUAAAUCCUCUCAUUUACGAUUAAAAUCUUUUAGCGUUUUUUUAGAGCGAAUUUUUUUUUAUGCAAAAAGAGAACAUCUUGUAGAAGUUUUUGCUAAUGAUUUUUCGUAUCCUUUACCAUUCUUCAAGGAUCCCAACAUUCAUUAUGUUAGAUAUCAAGGAAAAUGUAUUCUGACUUCAAAGAAUUUGCCUUUUUUGAUGAAAAAAUGGAAACCCGACUCAGUAUUCUUAAAAAAUAAAAUAUAA